UGUCGUACAAUAUCUCUUCGAUAUUUUUUGUAAUAACACGUUAUUGUGUCUCUCUCCGCUCUCAAUCACGCAGUUAUUCUUUAAUUCUAUUUUGUUUAACCGUGAACGACAUUUUUGCGUCCCCAAAUACAAAUCAACUGGCGGUGUAUAGAAGAUGGAUAUGCAGAGACGUUUAAGUUCCUUUAAUGAAAUGUGGCGUGUAAACUUUUUAAGACCAUGUGAUAUGGCCCAAGCUGGCUUUUUUUACUUAGGCAUUGGUGAUCAAGUAAAAUGUGGAAAAUGCUGUAAAGAAUUUCUUGAUUGGGAAUUUGCUGACGAUCCGUUACAACAACAUAUUCGUCUCUCUCCAGAUUGUUCAUUUGUUAAUAAAAUUUUGGCUACAGUUGAUGGUCGCUUAAGAACCUUUAAAAACUGGCCUGUCAUUUUUUUAAAAUCUCGUGAAAUGGCUGAUGCUGGAUUUUUUUACACAGGCCAAGGAGAUGGUGUAAAAUGUUUUAAAUGCUGUAAACUUUUUGAAUCAUGGGAAUGUGGUGAUGUUCCAUUAAUUGAACAUUAUCGUCACUCUCCAAAAUGUUCGGUUGUGGAUGGAUUUGGUGAUAUUUUAUAUGAAACUUGUGUUUACGGUUCUUCUACUUCUGAUGCCCUAUCUUCUGUAAGUGUGGGAUCUGUUGAUGAUUGGUUAACUUCAGAAGGUAUUUUACAAAGUUUAAAACCUUUUCAUAGAAACAAAAUGAUCACCUUCAAUGCACGUUUGGAAACAUUUAAUAAUUGUCUGAGGACAUUCAAACAAAAUAUUAAUACUUUAUGCGAAGCUGGAUUUUUUUAUUCUGGCAAUGGUCAAACUGAUUUUACGACUUGUUACUUUUGUGCUUUAACUUUAAGUAAUUGGACUGAUGACGAUGAACCAUGGAUAAAUCAUGCCAAAUGGUCCAAAAAUUGUGGUCAUCUGUUUUUAAAUAAAAGCAAAAAUUUUGUGGACAAAGUACAUGUUGUGGAAAAUUUCACCAUAAACUUUAAUCAUCUGGCAUUAUUCAAUUUAAUUGCUAAACAAAAAAAUAAAUGCAUUCUCUGGACUAAAAUGAAAAUACAGAUGACAAAAAAAUAUUUGAAUGGGAUACAAUUAACUGAUAAUUUAUUUGUUAAAAACCAACAUCAUUUUUCUGAAAUACUAGACCAUAAUUCUUUGCCAGAUUGUAUGCUAUGCAAGAUUUGUUUUAAGGAAGAAAUCAAAGUAGUUUUUGUUCCUUGUGGUCAUGCAAUAUCCUGUAUUGAGUGUGCCCUAACACUCAUAUUUUGCCCUAUAUGCAGAUUUCCAUUAGUUAAGAUAAUGGGAGUUUAUUUAUGUAUGAAUGAAAAAAAUUAUGAAAAUGUUCAACAGGUAACGUCCAAUUCUGAAAUGUCUUCUAGCAACACAUUAAAACACCCAAUGAAUUGUAAAGUCUGUCAUAAAAAAGAAAUGGCAGCAGUACUUUUACCAUGUAAACAUAUAUACACCUGUGACAAAUGUGCGGAAGACAUAAGCGAGUGCUCUAUAUGUAGACAAAAUGUAUAUUCCUUAAUUAAAAUAUACUUUUAAGUUUUACUCACUAGCCAUAUAGUACAUUUCUAUGUGCUUGUACAAUUAAAUGUAAAUAUACCAUGUAAAUAAAUGUUCUACAAUUUACAAUGAAACUGAACAUCUUAACCCUAUGUUGGUGACACUAUGAGCAUUUUGCUCACAUAAUUACCA
Molecule: messenger RNA, 1729 nt
Organism: Melanaphis sacchari
Lineage: Eukaryota; Metazoa; Arthropoda; Insecta; Hemiptera; Aphididae
Product: putative inhibitor of apoptosis
Exons: 7
Coding region: 155-1576 (473 amino acids)
Biological process (GO): negative regulation of apoptotic process; regulation of cell cycle
Cellular component (GO): cytoplasm; nucleus; spindle microtubule
Molecular function (GO): cysteine-type endopeptidase inhibitor activity involved in apoptotic process
Source: RefSeq, a predicted model, not a curated record